AUGAAAGGCACCAGUCCUGUACAAGUUCAGUCCAGUCCAGCUAGGCCAAAGCCUACAAGUCUGCAGCCACAUCUAAUCUAUUCUUGUACCAGGAGAUCAGAGGAGAAUCUUAUAUCUUCAGAUUAUAAAGCAGAUGAUGAUAUCACACAAGAUACAUAUGAAGAACAUUCCAUUAUCCCAGAUACACCCUCAGCCCUUCACAGCCAAGAUCUGUCAUCUCAUCCUUAUAUACAGGUCCUGUCUUCUCAUUCAUUGCUGGAUGUUAACGAAAAGAAAGGUCAGAGAAGGGGUGUUGGACAUCAAAAAGCUCAUUCAGGAAAUAAACCAUUUUCAUGUUCAGAAUGUGGGAAAUGUUUUACUUCUAAAUCAAGUCUUGUUAAACAUAAACAAACUCACACAGGGGAGAAACUAUAUUCAUGUUCAGAAUGUGGGAAAUGUUUUACUCGGAAAUCAACUUUUGUUAAUCAUCAAAGAACUCACACAGGGGAGAAGCCAUUUUCAUGUUCAGAAUGUGGGAAAUGUUUUACUGAGAAAUCAAGUCUUGUUAAGCAUAAAAGAACUCACACAGGAGAGAAGCCAUUUUCAUGUUCAAAAUGUGGGAAAUGUUUUACUGAGAAAUCAAGUCUUGUUAAACAUAAAAGAACUCACACAGGAGAGAAGCCAUUUUCAUGUUCAAAAUGUGGUAAAUGUUUUACUGAGAAAUCAAGUCUUGUUAAACAUAAAAGAACUCACACAGGGGAGAAGCCGUUUUCAUGUUCAGAAUGUGGGAAAGGGUGUGUUCAAAAAUCAGAUCUUGUUAAACAUCAAAGAACUCACACAGGAGAGAAGCCAUUUUCAUGUUCAAAAUGUGGGAAAUGUUUUACUCGGAAAUCAGGUCUUCUUCAGCAUAAAAGAACUCACAUAGGGGAGAAGCCAUUUUCAUGCUUAGAAUGUAGAAAAUGUUUUACUCAAAAAUCAGAUCUUGUUCAACAUGAAAGAACUCACACAGGAGAGAAGCCAAUUUUCAGCCAAUCCGGAGACACAGAAAGUAUAUACGCAUUCAUCUUCUUUAUCGUGACUCCAGAUGCUCCUUGGAUGUCGCACGCGUCUGACAUUGAGGAUUCUGCUUCGGUUUUGGAGAAUGCAGCCAGAGGUUCCGAUCAAGCUAGUGUCCCUUCCCUGAGAACAUGGACUAUUCCAAAAUUGACGGCUGAGCUAGUUAGAAGGGGCAUCCCCUUCCCGGCUUCUGCCCGUAAAGCGGAAUUAUAUAGGAUCCUCACUGCAGACUCCGCCGGACACAGCAGUGAAGAAGUUUCCAUGUCCACCAUUCAAACUUCUCUUACUCAGUUACACGCCGCUAUUAAUAAUCUAACCUCUGAUGUCAGUGACAUGCGAAGUAGGAUGAAUGCCAUGGAGUCCAGAAAUACUGCAGGCACUUCUACCCCGGUUCCACCUCCUACUGUGCCAUCUUCUCAUGCCAGUAUUUCAGGUACGCCAUCUGCUGUCCCCAACAUUUCGCCAGCCCAUUUUAUUCCUGCCCAUAUUAGGAAAGAGAUCUUGGAAGGCAAGGAUGUUAAUCUGGCAUCUUUGCUUAUAGCGACUCAUGAUCUAAACGAAAAUAAGACCAUAGCCUGCGGAGAUGUCUCCGUAGUUCUUAAAUCCAAAGAUGCCAGAUUAAAUAAGAAGCUCACUUUGUCCGAGUUCAUUAUGGCGUUCAGCAUUUUCCGGGACGUCAUAUGUUCGGCCAAACCAGACAGGAGGGAAGAAUUAGAUCAGUACCUCUACAAAAUCACUGAAUUAAGCCACAAAUUUGGUGGGUAUUCGUUCUACGAAUACCAUAAGUCUUUCUCGGCCAAAGCUGCUGCCGCCCUAAGCCAGUAUAACUUCAGCGUUAAUUGGGCUAUGGUAGACACUGAAUUAUACUGCAACCACUUCUCAGGGCUUAAACUCCCAGGGUGCGCCUUUUGCCAUUCUUCCUUUCACACCACAGACUGGUGUGCCUCAGUCACUUCACAAGCUCCUUCAGAAACACCCAGCACGUCUAGAUCUGCCCAACCUAGAGGUCCUAAGGCUGAACUAGAUAAGGGAUUUAUUAUUGGCCCUUUUGUUGAUUCACCCUUUGACAUAUAUAGAGUCAGCCCUAUAGGCUUAGCGACGGGCAAAUUCAAUAAUAAAAAGCGAUUAAUUUAUGAUUUGUCUGCCCCCUAUUCUUCUACAAUCCCGAGUCUUAAUGCACUUAUUCCCGCCGAAGAAUUUGCCCUUAAGUAUUCUUCUGUUGACGAGGCCAUAGCUAUCAUAUUGAGCCUGGGGCGGGGAGCUUGGUUAUCUAAGGCGGACAUAUCCGAUGCCUUCAAGCUCCUCCCUAUCAUGCCUCAACAAUGGCAAUGGCAUGGUCUUCGCUGGCAGAACCUGUACUAUUUCGCCACCAAGCUAACCUUUGGUGCACGCAGCAGUCCAUGGUUGUUUAACCGUUUUGCUUCAGCUCUCCACUGGAUACUGGAAAGUCGGUUUGAGUGUAAUCACGUCAUUCAUUAUCUCGACGAUUUUCUGUUAAUCGAGUCUCCCAAUGCCUCGCCAAGGGAUCUGCAGGUUCUCCGAGCAGUCUUUGACACUCUUGGGGUCCCAGUGUCUCCCGCUAAAACUGAAGGUCCCUCCAGGGUCAUUACAUUUCUAGGUAUUGAGCUCGAUUCUCAGAAAAUGGAAGCCAGACUUCCUGAAGCUAAACUCGUGAGGAUUAGAACCGCCAUACAUAGGCUUAGGGAACGCCCCUACAUUUCCAAGGUUGAGUUACAAUCCAUCCCGGGGAUGUUAAAUUUCGCUAUGCGUAUCAUCCCCCAGGGACGCACUUUCAUAUCUCGCCUCUUGGCCUUAUUACCGUUAGCCUCUGAGCAAAGUAGUCUAAUACAUCUAGAUUGCCAAGCUUUAGCAGAUCUAGCUAUGUGGGAGUCGUUUUUGCACAAUUGGAACGGCAUUUCAUUUUUUAUCCCUAGCAUUGGGAACGAAUCGCCCAUGGUUUUUUCCGACGCUGCCUCUUCAACGGGUUUCGCUGCUAUCUGGGGCAAUCAUUGGUUCGCCGGCCCUUGGCCUCCCGAGAUCACCCAGAUUGAUGGCUUCAUAAGGAGUUCGGCAGCCUUUGAACUGUACCCGAUAGUAGCCGCUGCUCAGUUGUGGGGUCCAGCUUGGAACAGGACCACUGUUCUUUUCGUGUCCGAUAAUGCCGCUACCGUAGAUAUUCUACUGAAGGGUAUCCAGAAUAUUGCUGCAGAUGCCUUAUCUAGGAACAACCUCUCACAUUUCUUUCAGGCCAAUAUUGUUCACAUUGAUAUCUUUAAUAAAGUCAUGAAAAGACUCAGAUGUUCCAGACCAAAUGAUCGCUAUAUCGUCAAUAUAGCGUGCCCAGAGUAUGAUGGAAUUAUGAGUAUUCACCUCAUCAUCCGAGAGCAAGAAGAUAAAUCAUGUGCAGGAAUAUCCCCUCAAAUGUCUCCAUAUAACAUCCUGGAAUUGUAUAGAAUUAAAUGUUUAUUCACAAUACAGGUUCCUAUAAGGUGUCAGGACGUGGCGGUCUAUUUCUCCAUGGAGGAGUGGGAGUAUGUAGAAGGACACAAGGAUCAGUACAAGGAUCAGGUCAUGAUGGAGGAUCAGCAGCCCCUCACAUCACCAGUCAGAUCCAGUAAGAGAACAGCACCAGAGAGGUGUCCCCGUCCUCUUGAUGAACAGAAUAUGGAGGAUAAUACUACAGGGAAAGAUCUGAUCUAUAUUAAUGCUACAGACAUAAAGGAAGAAGAAGAGACAGAUGUGAGCAGUGAUGAGCAGUAUAAGGAGGACAUUUCUACAGAGCAUGAUCUCAUCUAUAUUAAUGCUACAGACAUAAAGGAAGAAGAAGAGACAGAUGUGAGCGGUGAUGAGCAGCAUAAGGAGGAUAUUACUGCAGGGAAAUAUCUGAUCGAUAUUUAUACUACAGGCAUAAAGGAAGAACAAGAGACAGAUAUGAGCGGUGAUGAGCAGUAUAAGGAGGACAUUCCUACAGGGAAAGAUAUGAUCUAUAUUAAUGCUACAGACAUAAAGGAAGAAGAAGAGACUGAUGUGAGCGGUAAUGAGCAGUAUAAGGAGGACAUUCCUGCAGGGAAAGAUCUGAUCUAUAUUAAUGCUACAGACAUAAAGGAAGAAGAAAAACCAGAUGUGAGCGGUGAUGAGCAUUAUAAAGAGGACAUUCUGACAGGAAAAGAUCUGGAUAAUAUUAAUGCUACUGAUAUGAAGGAAGAAGAGACAGAUGUGAGCAGUGAUGAGCAGUAUAAGGAGGACAUUCCUACAAGUAACCACCCAGAUUCUUGUAGCAGGAGAUCAGAGGAGAAUCUUAUAUCUUCAGAUUAUAAAGCAGAUGAUGAUAUCACACAAGAUACAUAUGAAGAACAUUCCAUUAUCCCAGAUACACCCUCAGCCCUUCACAGCCAAGAUCUGUCAUCUCAUCCUUAUAUACAGGUCCUGUCUUCUCAGUCAUCACAGGAUGUUCAGCAAAAUAAAGGUCACAGAAGGGAUGUUGGACAUCAACGAGCUCAUACAGGAAAGAAAACAUAUUCAUGCUCAGAAUGUGGGAAAUGUUUUACUUUUAAAUCAAGUCUUGUUACACAUCAAAGAACUCACACAGGAGAGAAGCCAUUUUCAUGUUCAGAAUGUGGGAAAUGUUUUCCUGCGAAAACAAAUCUUGUUCAACAUCAAAGAACUCACACAGGGGAGAAGCUAUUUUCAUGUUCAGAAUGUGAGAAAUGUUUUACUAAUAAAUCAUAUCUUGUUGUACAUCAAAGAACUCACACAGGGGAGAAACCAUUUUCAUGCUCAGAAUGUGGAAAAUGUUUUACUCAGCAAUCGCAUCUUGCUGUACAUCAAAGAACUCACACAGGGGUGAAACCAUUUUCAUGUUCAGAAUGUAGAAAGUGUUUUACUGACAAAUCAAAUCUUGUUCAACAUCAAAAAACUCACACAGGGGAGAAGCUUUUUCCGUGUUCACAAAUUACUGAGAAAUCAAGUCUUGUUUAUCAUCAAAAAACUCACAUAGGAGAGAAGCUAUUUUCAUGUUCAGAAUGUGGAAAAUGUUUUACUGAGAAAUCAAGUCUUGUUACACAUGAAAGAACUCACACAGGAGAGAAGCCAUUUUCAUGUUCAGAAUGUGGAAAAUGUUUUACUAAAAAAUCAUAUCGUGUUGAACAUCAGAGAACUCACACAGGGGAGAAGCCAUUUUCAUGUUCAGAAUGUGGAAAAUGCUUUACUUGUAAAUCAAAUCUUGUUAGACAUCAGAUAACUCACACUGGAGAGAGGUCAUUUCCAUGUUCAGAAUGUGGAAAAUGUUAUUCUAUGAAAUCAAGUCUUGUUAAUCAUCAAAGAACUCACACAGGUGAGAAGCCAUUUUUAUGUUCAGCAUGUGGAAAAUGUUUCACUGGGAGAUCAAGUCUUGUUUAUCAUCAAAAAACUCACACAGGAGAGAAGCCAUUUUUAUGUACAGAAUGUGGAAAAUGUUUUACUGACAAAUCAGGUCUUGUUCAUCAUCAAAAAACUCACACAGGGGUGAAGCCAUUUCUGUGUUUAGAAUGUGGAAAAUAUUUUAUUCAGAAAUCAGAUCUUGUUAAACAUGAAAGAACUCACACAGGGGAGAAGCCAAUUCCGAGCAAUAAUUGAUGCAGAUAUCACAUCUAUAUAUUCACCAUGUACAUAGGAUAUCUGACAUUUAUAUGUAUCAUAUACUGCAGGGGUCUCAAACUGGCGGCCCUCCAGAUGUUGCAAAACUUCAACUCCCAGCAUGCCUGUGAGGGGAGUCAGCUUGUUAUACAUUUUUAUAUAACCUUUUAUAAUAAUCCUUUAUAUGAUUAUACGCCAUUUUGUAUAUCAUCAGCCAUGUUGUCUAUAGUCCACCAUCUUGUCUAUGUUCCUUCAUUAUGAACUGAGUGUGAACUUUACCAGAAUUAUAACCAGGAAACUUGUAAACAAGAACCACAACUGCUGAGCGUACAGAAAACUCCAAGGCUUUGGAUAGGGGAUAAGAUGUGUAAUCCCCGGAGGACCCCUUUAAAUAAUACAAUACACUAAUUCAUACUAUAGAAGAAAGGAUGUCCAGCGCAGAUUCUUGCAGAACGGAGCUUUUAUUUGCAGACUUUCACCUCGGUGCACAGACAAUGUAGACACACAUGACGGGUUUCUGUCCUACAUCUGGACCUUAGUCAUACAAGUUAUAUAAUUACCUGUCAGCCAUUUAUAGAGGACGUGAGACAUCAGCUCCUCCUUAAUGGGGCGCUUCUUAGAUGUCCCAUCUUCUCCAUCCCCCAUCAUACAGGUGGAUCGUACCACCUCUACAUGACCAGGGGUGAUAUCUGACUAUAGGAACAUAUUCAAUGUAUCUAUCACAACCACAUAUAAUGUGAAAUAUAAAGAACAUAUCCAAUCACCUAUAUAGAAAAUACGUAUCAUAAAUACACAGUAUAUAAAACCAAUGGCUGUCAUUGUGGGAAUAGGCCGGGCAUUAUAUAAAGAACUUUUUCUGUAAUAUGGAAAUAUAUAUAAAAAUGAUUGUAGCAUCACAGAAUAAAGAUAUGGUGUGAGAGCAUGAUGGGAGGAAGUGAGAGCUAGCUCCUCCUCCUGAUCCUGA
Messenger RNA from Hyla sarda, 6613 nucleotides. RefSeq lists its product as uncharacterized. Lineage: Eukaryota; Metazoa; Chordata; Amphibia; Anura; Hylidae. The coding region runs from base 1 to 5649 and encodes 1882 amino acids. The record is from RefSeq and is a predicted model, not a curated record. The transcript has 11 exons. Gene Ontology annotation, biological process: regulation of DNA-templated transcription.